Molecule: messenger RNA, 2381 nt
Organism: Durusdinium trenchii
Lineage: Eukaryota; Dinophyceae; Suessiales; Symbiodiniaceae
Source: the annotation of a GenBank genome assembly
GUUGAGAGUCACAAAUGAUCCAGGACAUUUCCAGACUACCGGUGAAAAUUGUCAACCAAUUCUGUUCCAGGGUGGUCUGCAUCAAUGCUCGCUGGAGUUGAUCGGCCUCCAUUAUUUUUUCCUUUGUCGAUGGCUUCUGGUUACAACUUAGCUGUUGCCAGCAAUUGCUGGCAGCUUUCCACAAAUCCACUCAGACAAGGUCUUGAACCUGGUUCAUUCUGAAGCUUCAUGCAGCUCAGAUCUUGGCUGCACACGCACGCUUGCUUGCUUGAGCGCUCACGUGAUUCAAUGCAAGUCAGAUCUCAGAUCCAGAUUCCGAUCGCAGUUUUCUUGCUCGUUUGAAGAGCUUUCAGUUUUUCUGCUUCUCAAUAUCACGGCAUGCUGGAGGCAUGCAUGUGAUUGGUUAUCAUGCUGCCGGUGCAUCAAGUUCCCAUGUCGCUCUUGUACAAGGAAAAGAUGAUGCUCUGGAGGAGGAUCAGUUGGUCCUUCAUACCGAGUCCUUGGAGCACUCGAGGACGGAGUCCAUGCAGUCGGAGGAUCCCGUCUCCGACGAAGAGGCGGUGGUCCCGGUUGAUGUGCCUUAUGCCAAGUGCCGGUGGGACUUCUUUCUGAGUCAUAAGCAAUCCAACGCACAAGACGCUGUUCAGAACCUCCGCUUGGCGCUCUCCGAGAGGUUCUUAGGGGCCUCGUUCUGGUUGGACAUCGAACAGGAUCCCACGGUGAAGGGCAUGUGCCAUGGGGUCUCCAAUUCGCGGAACGUCUUGAUCUUUCUGACGGAGGGCAUCUCCGAUAGCAAGUUUUGCCAGAUGGAGAUGCGCUGGGCGCUGGAGGCGAACAGAAAUCUCAUUCUGGUCAUGGAGACCGACGACCGCCAUGGAAAGCCCAACAUGGAAGAACUGAUCCACAGGUGCCCUGAUGACUUGAAGGCCAUUUUCACUCAGAACGAGAUCAUCCCGUGGUUCCGGGACCCCGAGUUCCGCUUUGUGAGCGUCGACAAGAUCCUGAAGAGCUGCGCCGACGACCCCCGCAGGAACGCCUCGAAUCGGAAGGCCGCCAAGCCGCUGGUGUACGGCAAGGGCGGCGACAGCGAGGAGGGCGCGGAGGUCUUCGACCGGAGCUUCGUGAUUUUCACCGCCAUGUGUGGUGUGGCUUUGCCUGGAGCUGGGCCCAAGACGAAGUGUUGGGCGGUGGCGGUGCGAAUCAUCCUGCUGACCUGCGGCAUGAUGUGCUGCAGUCGGCUGCUGACGCCUGAAGGGCCUGCCUUCUUGGACUACUUGACGAUCAUCCAAAUUGUCGCGGCCCAUCCGAUGAUCUUUCUCCUCCUGCACGUGAUGUUGGUCCUGCUCCGCUCGGACCUCAUCGCUGAUCUGCUGGAGAACCACAUCGACUGCCCCAGCGAGGGGAAGAAGCUGCGCUUUAAGACCAAGCUCCUCACAGGUUUGGUAGCGCUGCUGACGACCACCUUGUCAUUGUGGGGCUGGGUAGGUUACCUGCCCGGAUUUUUCCAUCCCUACUAUCUCACCAGCGGGAAUGGCUUGGUGGUCUAUGGCAUUGCUCAUGGUCUCACCUGGAUCCUCAUUUUGCCCAUUUUCUUCGGCAGCUUCUUUGCCGCGCUCAUGAUCAUGUUUACCCUGCAGGAACUCUGCAACAUGGCGCUCUUGACGGCUUACAAUGAGCUGAACUCUGAACUGGAGCAUGAAGGCUUGGAGGCGGUGGUGAAGCGAGGCGAUGGCAUCAACGUCACUGACCAUGACUUGUAUCGCUUUGAGGUGAAGUACGCGAAAAGCUGGGAGUUGUACAAGAAAAUCCAGAGUCACACGGCCAUGCCCCUCUUUGUGUUCUGGUUCAUCGAGCUGGGCCUCGUGAUUUGGUCGGUGUGGAGCAUGGCUCAAGGUGCUCAGUCUGAUGUGAAUGAUUGGCGAGUUCCGCACUUGAAGAGUUAUUGGAAUCUCGUGGUGCGGCUGAGCUGGUUCGUCGGAGGUAGCCCCUGGUUCGGUGCCGGCUGCUGGAUCACCGCACUCCUCCCAUGGGGGAGCAUCUACUAUGCUUGGAGAAUGAACAAUCUCAGCAAGCGCUUGAUCUUCAAGAAUCCCACCACCAGGCACGCCUUCCGGUCUUUUCUGGCGGAGUUUGCCUUGGAGUUCCGUGUAAGCUUUCUCCAGGCGACGCCCAAAGGUCUCUUACUCUUCGUGCCAAUUUUGGUGGUCAACACCUUGGGCUUCGUCUUCGAUGCCUUACGGCUCUUCAACUCCAUAUGAGGUGCGUGCAGGUGGGCUGCUCCCGCUGAGAUGAUGUGGCCGAAUUCGCGCAGCUUGCUGUGGGCUCGGCUCGCAGUAGAUUUGUGAGAGGCUUCCUUAGUACGAAGAAUAUGAAUAUGAAAC